AUGGCUGGUGAUAUCACCACCAAAGCUGAGCUUGAACGGGCUCGCGCAGAAGAGAUGGAACAAACAGGAGACAACAUCGCCAGAGUUGAUAGCAUUCGUUCUGCCCAUCCGGACAAACCGCAUGAGGAUGGUAUUUACGCACAGGCUCUUGCACAAUACCCAACCGACGACUCGAUCGAUCCAGUCUUGGAAAAGAAGGUUAGGAGGAAGCUGGACCGACUCAUAAUCCCCGUCCUUGGGGUUUGCUACUUCUUCUACUAUGUCGACAAGACGACACUCUCAUAUGCUGCCAUCUUUGGACUGAAGGAUGACCUCAACUUGAAAGGAGAUGAAUACUCUUGGCUUUCGAGCAGUUUCUACUUUGGCUGGCUUGUUUGGGCUAUUCCUUCCAACCUCCUGAUGCAACGCAGUCCUCCUGGAUACUACUUGGCCUUCAACAUCUUUAUGUGGGGUGCUCUUCUCAUGACACAAGCUGCAGCAAACAAUUUUGCUGGUCUUUUGGCUCUUCGAAUCCUCUCUGGUGCAUUUGAGGCUAUUGCCGAUCCAGCCUUUAUGCUCAUCACCUCGAUGUAUUUUACACGUGAGGAGCAGCCCAGUAGGAUCUCAGCUUGGUAUGCCUUCAAUGGCGUAGGGGUUGCUGGUGGAGGUCUUAUCGGAUAUGCCAUUGGUAACAUCAACGGAGCACUGCAGUCCUGGAGAUAUGAAUUCCUUGUCGUAGGUGCCUUUUGUUCAGCCUGGGCUAUCGUCCUUGUUCUGCUACUACCGAACUCACCCCGUACUAUUCGGGGUUUUUCUCACGACGAGAAGCUCGUCAUGACCGCCCGAAUGCGACGCAACCAAACAGGAAUCGAGCAACGUACCAUCAACUGGGGGCAAAUCAAGGAAGCCUACCUUGACUACAAGACUUGGCUAUUCACCCUGCUCGGCUUUGUGUCCAACGUUCCCAAUGGCGGCAUUUCCAACUUUUCGACGCUUGUCAUUAAGGGACUUGGUUUCGAUACUUUGCACACAGCUCUCUUGGGUAUUCCUCAAGGUUCUCUUGUUGUCAUCUGGAUUGGUCUGGGUGCUCUGGCGAACAAGUACAUGCCACCCAACAGCCGUACGCUUGUCAGCGCCAUCUUUAUGAUCCCAACCAUUGCUGGAGCACUUGGUUUUCUUCUUGCUCCUGCAGAUGCAUAUGUCGGUCGUUUAAUUUGCUUCUAUCUUACUGGCUCCUAUCAAGCAUCCUUUGUUAUUUGCCUGUCCCUCAUCACCUCAAACACAGGUGGCCAGUCUAAGAAAAUGAUCGUUUCUGGAAUGAUCUGGUUUGGCGCCUGUAUCGGUAACAUUGCAAGUCCAUUUUUCUAUCGUUCCGAACAAGCGCCCUCAUACCCUCUUGGUAUUGGUUCACUCCUUGUCGCCAACUGCAUAGAGUUUGUUCUCUUCUUUGUCUUCCGAUACGCCUUUAAGUGGGAGAACAAGAAGAAAGAAAAGCAACGUGAGGCUUUGCGUGCAGCGGGCCAUGACGUUACUACGAAUGCAACCGCCUUCACAGACAUGACGGACAAGGAGAAUCCCAACUUUGAAUAUGUUUACUAG
This is a messenger RNA of Fusarium pseudograminearum CS3096, 1578 nucleotides long. RefSeq lists its product as uncharacterized. The record is from RefSeq and is a predicted model, not a curated record. Bases 1 to 1578 code for a protein of 525 amino acids. Gene Ontology annotation, molecular function: transmembrane transporter activity. The transcript has 3 exons. Gene Ontology annotation, cellular component: membrane. Gene Ontology annotation, biological process: transmembrane transport. NCBI's taxonomy places the organism in Eukaryota, Fungi, Ascomycota, Sordariomycetes, Hypocreales, Nectriaceae.